Sinocyclocheilus rhinocerous is the source of this 856-nucleotide messenger RNA. RefSeq lists its product as uncharacterized. The record is from RefSeq and is a predicted model, not a curated record. The transcript is spliced from 3 exons. The coding region runs from base 120 to 731 and encodes 203 amino acids. Lineage: Eukaryota; Metazoa; Chordata; Actinopteri; Cypriniformes; Cyprinidae.
UUUGUUUUAAUUUUAAUUCACUAGAAUACGCCUGUUUGGAACACAGCCAUAGUGUUGUUUAAGUCCUGAAACUAUUGCCAUUUGUCUCACCUCAUGCCUUUUUCUAGGCAGUUGGGAUUAUGGAGUGUGUGUUGAGGAAGUAUGAGACCUAUGAAAACUUUGAAGAAGUCACAGGGGGCAGCUUGCUACCGAAGAGUCAAGUGUGGGCAGCCUCACGCAAGUACCUACAGAAGGAGGGCUGUGUCGGUGAGGUGGUUGUAAGUCUCUCUGAUGAGCUUCUGUCCCAGGCAGUAAUGAUGGUGGAGAGAUGUCGACCAACACUAACUAUUAACUUGUCAGGAGCACGGCAACAUUGGCUUGAGGGCAUGCUUAGACAUGAGAUUGGCACACAUUACUUACGGGGUGUGAAUAACAGCAUGCAGCCAUGGGCCACUUCUGUUGGGAGAAAGCGGUUUGGACUGAAACCAGCUAAUCCUACUGAAGAGGGGCUUGCUAGUCUUCACAGUGUGUUGCUACGGAAACAGCCCUUCCUGUGGCGAGCCGCUCUGCUAUACUAUACUGUAUACCAUGCCACAAACAUGAGCUUCAGCCAACUGUUCAGCCAUAUUGCUCACUUUGUCCAAGAUCCUGCUGUACGUUGGGAAUACUGUCUCCGCGCCAAACGAGGACAGACAGAUACCUCGAAACCAGGUGAACUAAUCGCUAAGAAUAGAACUGAGAAACAUUUCUAAUAUGUGAUGUGUCAUUUUAUUAUGUUGACUUGAGAAAGCCAGCAUUCUCUGAUCUAUCUAUCACUAUAAAAGCCUAGCACCUGAUUGAGACGCACCCAUAUCUGAAACAUGUUAAAGCUAGCAAC